AUGUCAGCCGAAGAUACCAAGCCAAAGGUCGAAGAAACUGAGGUUCCAAAGCCUCCAACUGCCAGUGUUUUCCUGAUGUUCGGCGCCAAGAAGGAGAAGAAGGAGGAGAAGGAAGAGGACGAGCCAGCAAAGGAGGAGAAGAAGGAAGAAAAGACCGACAAGAAGGAGGGUUCAGACAACGAGGCCGAGGAAGAGACCGACGUGCAUUUCGAGCCAUUGGUGCAUUUGGAGAAGGUCGAUGUGAAGACCAAUGAGGAGAACGAGGAUGUUGUUUUUAAAGUGAGAGCUAAGUUGUUCAAGUUCCACUCCGACAUCAAGGAGUGGAAGGAGAGAGGCACAGGAGAUGUCAAGUUUUUGAAGCAUAAGACCACAGGUAAGACCAGAAUCUUGAUGAGAAGAGACAAAACCUUGAAGAUCUGUGCCAACCACUUGGUGCAGCCAGACUACGUGUUGAAGCCAAAUAUCGGAUCGGACAGAUCGUGGGUUUACACUGUGACUGCUGAUGUUUCUGAGGGUGAGCCUGAGGCACAGACCUUGGCCAUUAGAUUCGGUAACAAGGAAAAUGCCGACAAGUUCAAGGAGUUCUUUGACAAGGCCAAGGAGAAC
This is a messenger RNA of Sungouiella intermedia, 606 nucleotides long. The record is from the annotation of a GenBank genome assembly. NCBI's taxonomy places the organism in Eukaryota, Fungi, Ascomycota, Pichiomycetes, Serinales, Metschnikowiaceae.